Messenger RNA from Trematomus bernacchii (emerald rockcod), 7944 nucleotides. Its product is annotated as meiosis regulator and mRNA stability factor 1. Gene Ontology annotation, molecular function: RNA nuclease activity; CCR4-NOT complex binding; mRNA base-pairing post-transcriptional repressor activity. The coding region runs from base 148 to 5439 and encodes 1763 amino acids. Gene Ontology annotation, cellular component: cytoplasm; peroxisome. The record is from RefSeq and is a predicted model, not a curated record. The transcript is spliced from 26 exons. Lineage: Eukaryota; Metazoa; Chordata; Actinopteri; Perciformes; Nototheniidae. Gene Ontology annotation, biological process: post-transcriptional gene silencing.
GAAGGUUACAAAAAGGUGCGCGUUUGUUGGGACUCAGACUCAGAUAAGGGGAACAGUGCUGAGGGGGAGAUGCGAAGACGAGCUCUUCUCAGGAAAGCAUGAGAGCGAAGAGAGGUGAAAGUAUGGUGAAAGACCUCUCUGGGUUGUAUGAUGGAAGGACUGAGAAAGGAAAUAUCAAUAUGCAGCUCUAGGCCCUUCCCAUGGCUCGGUCCCCCCAAAACAGAGUCCUCAACCCAGCUAUGGAAACUCAAAGACUGCUUCCCAUCCAAUGAGACAAAGCCCGCUCAGCAAACGGAUAAAGAAAACAAUUACAUGGACAGCAGAAAGGCUGUGCUGGAACUGAAAGAUGUCCCUCCUCCUCCUCCGCACCAUUCUUCCUCCUCCCAAUCAUCCCAGCCCUUCCCUAUGGCCCCCUUCCCCAUGCCUCCUCCCUGCUUGCUGCCUCCUCAGCUUACACAAGACUCCCUCCAACCACAACAGCCACCACAACAACAAGAGGGGGCUAGCCCCAACGUAAGCAUUUACACGCACUGUGACUACUGUAGCACAGACAGCUAUGGGUUAUUGGGCGGUGGAAGUGUUGUUGGUAGCAGGAGCAGCAUGGCUGGUGUUGUGUCGCUCUAUAUGGCCCCAGGCUCUCUGGGAGCACCCAACAGCAGCAGCAGCUCUGGCCCUGUCUGUUCUGUUUCCUCAUCUGUUCAUCAGUAUAAACAUCACAUGAGCUGCAGAGCUGAUGCUCUUGACCCUUUGCACACUCUUGGUUACAAACCUCAGAUGUCUUCUUCUGUCGCUACCUCUCAGCCGGUUUCAUCACACCCCUACCUUUCCUGCUGCUCAGGGCCUCCCCACAACUACCCAGCUGUUCCUGUUCCAUGCAGCCAGCCAAACCUGUUCCCCUCCCCAGCACCUCUGGCUUCCUCUCUCCCCUGUGUUUCCUCUCUACCUGCUCCCUUGCAUGCCUCUUGCCUGGCCUCUUCUGGCUACUACACCUGCGGGGUGGGCUGCUGCCCGUCAGCCAGAAGACCCCAGAGAAACACACUGGGUGAUCACCCAACCACCACCACCAUCACCACUACAACCACCUCUGCACACUUCUGCUCUAACCCUAUGCACCUCAAUGUAGAACGCACGGUUUGUGUGAAGGGGGCGCACUACUGCCGGGAUUGCCUGUUUAAGCCUAUGAAUGGUCUAGCGUCAGAGUCAGGUGCAGUCUGGCCCAAUGUUCCUCUUCCACAGACUGCUCCUAUCCCCAUCCCUAUUUGUAAUGGCUGUGGCACCUCCUCUGAUGGCAUGAUGAUCAUGCCGUCAACCAGCCUUGGCAAGACUGGCCUGAAGUAUGGUUCUCCAGAGAAUGGGGGCCCUGAGAACAUCCCUCCGGUGGGGGUCUUCUGGGACAUUGAGAACUGCAGCGUGCCCAGUGGACGCUCUGCUGGAGCCGUGGUGCAGCGAAUCCGCGGCCGGUUCUUCCAAGGCCACCGUGAGGCCGAAUUCAUUUGCGUCUGUGACAUCAGCAAGGAGAAUAAAGCCGUCAUCCAAGAGCUCAACAACUGCCAGGUUACUGUUGCACACAUCAACGCCACAGCCAAAAAUGCCGCGGACGACAAGCUUCGGCAGAGCCUGCGACGCUUCGCUGAGACGCACACCGCCCCCGCUACUGUCGUACUCGUAUCCUCGGAUGUAAACUUUGCAAGCGAGCUGAGUGACCUGCGCCAUCGCCACGGUUUCCAGGUUGUCCUGGUCCAUGGCAACCAUGCAUCUCCAGCGCUGCUGCAGCAUGCCAACCGCCACGUGGCCUUCCAGGAGAUCACAGCAGAUCUGCCUCCACGUAUGCUUGUCAAAGCACAGCCCAGUUUCAACCUCCUCUAUGUGCACAACCUCCCUGAGAACUGUGAUAAGAGCCUGCGGAACGCCGUGAAGCUCAGGCUGCGCCGCCUCUCAGACAACUGUGGCGGCAAGGUGCUGGGCGUGUCCCAGGGCACAGCUGUCCUCCGUUUCGGCAGCAAUGAGGCAGCGGCGCGUGCCCGCAAGCGAAUGGAGAAUGAGGAUGUGUUUGGCCGCAGUAUCAGCCUCUCCUUCUCCCCGCGGCCCAGAAACGAUGCGAGUCCCGAGCCUGAGCUUCAGUCUCGGCCCCAUCAAUUGCCACAGCCUAUGACUCUUCCCCACACCAAUCACAGCCAGGAUUCAAUGUUUGGCCCGCCCCCAUCCAUAUCCUCCUUCUCCUUCCUACCCCUGGAGAAGCCAAGGUCACCCAGGAGGCCACGGCGAGCGACUCGCCCGGGCAACGCCCCUGGCCCAGAGCCUGAAAGGCCCUUCAGCCCCAGGAGGGGGUGUAGUGGGCCUCCCGGUGGUGCUCCAGCCAAGCCCCAUCAGGAUCUGGGGAUUGUGAAGGGUUUCCACACCCUGGAGAAAGGACGAGCUGCUUCCUCCUCCCCCCACAGCAACGGAGAGACCUCCCUGCAGAUGCUGCCAAAGCCUGGCCUCAUUGGAGAAUCCAUGUACAGGAGAAGAACAGAGGGCUCCUACCCUCGCAGUGGGACUGAGACCCCUAUAGACCAAGGGGACAGGAGCUCAGGGGACUUCCAGAUCAGCACACCCUCAGCCUUCAGCAAGUUGAACCUGCACAGGAGCUUCAGCCCCCUCACCCUGUCCCAGGGCUCCUGGUCGUCAAGGAGUGCGUCGCCCUGCCUGUCCAGCCGCUCCUCCCCCCUCCUCACUGCCCCUCGCAGCCCGUGCCCUGAAGGGGCUCCUGAGCCAUUCUCAGACGGGGCAGACGUGCAGGUGGCCAACCUGGACUACAGAAUGUCCCGCAAAGAACUGCAGCAGACACUGCAUGACACUUUCACCCGUUACGGGCGGGUGAAAGCUGUGGAGCUCAGCCCGCACACAGACUAUCAGCUGAAGGCCACAGUCCAGAUGUUGUCCCUGCAGCAGGCCAUCAGUGCCGUCAGCGGCCUGCACCGCUAUAAGAUCGGAGGCAAGCGCAUUCAGGUGUCUCUGGUCACCGGGGGCGGCAACAAAUCCCUCGCUAUGCUCAGCACAGAGAUCAUCCACAUUCUUCAGGAUGCACCUGCCAAUUGCCUUCCCCUCUUCAAGUUUACAGAGAUCUAUGAGAAAAAAUAUUCCCGUAAGCUUGUGGUGGGGGACCUGUACAGGCUGCCUGAGGUGGUGGCAGUGCGGGAGCAGGGAGGCUCCAGGCUCGUGUGCCUGCUGUCCAGCAGCCAGAUCCGUCAGAGUCCUCUGGGGUCCUCCCUGUCCCAGGAGGCCUCCUCCUCAGCCAGCGGCAGCCCCGUGGUGUUCGAGGAGCUCGAGUACCAUGAACCCGUCUGCAGAGACCACUACACACAGAGGGACUUCAGUGAAGCUGACUUUGACCCCGACUCCUAUAAAAUACCCUUCGUUGUGAUGUCUCUAAACACCUUGGCAUCCGAGGUCCACAGUCUGCUGCAGUCACAUGAGGGAACUCUUCCAUUACUCAGUUUUCCAGACUGCUAUGCAUCAAUGUUCAGCCCUCUGCAGCUGGGCACUGAGACUCUGCAGGACGGUGUUCCUCUGGAGCACCUCAUCACAUGUGUUCCCAGUAUUACUAUCGUCACAGCUCAGAACGGCUUCAAAGUCAUCAAGUGGAUCCACAACAAACCGCCAGCACCAAACUCCGAGCCAUGGAUUCAGCGCUGCAAGAGUCCAGUUGGAAACCCACAGCUCAUCCAAUUCAGCCGAGAGAUUAUCGACCUGUUAAAGAGUCAGCCUUCCUGCCUCAUGCCCAUGAGCAAGUUCAUACCCUCCUACCACCAUCACUUUGCCAAGCAGUGCCGUGUCUCCGACUACGGCUACUCCAAACUGCUGGAGCUCCUGGAGGCCGUGCCACACGUCCUGCAGAUUUUGGGAAUGGGCACCAAGCGUUUACUGACUCUGACUCAUCGGGCUCAAGUGAAGCGCUUCACCCAGGACCUGCUCAAACUGCUUAAAUUUCAAGCCAGCAAACAAGUGGCAAUCAAGGACUUCAUGCAAGCAUACCAUUGGUGCUUCUCUAGAGACUGGAGGGUAGUUGACUACGGCAUAUGUGACCUGAUUGACCUGCUGACGGAGAUCCCCGACACCACCAUCACUAUCGCACAUCAGGACACGGACACCAUCAUCUCUGUUCCCAAGAGAGAGCGUACGAUGGAGGAAAUGGACCACACUAAGCAGUUUGGAAAGGAGGUGGUGGACCUCCUCCGUCACCAGCCUCACUGCCGGAUGGCCUUCAGUAAGUUCAUCCCCACCUACCACCAUCACUUCGGCCGCCAGUGCAAGCUCAGCUACUACGGCUUCACCAAACUGAUUGAACUCUUCGAGGCGAUCCCCAACAUUCUGAUGGUGUUGGAGUGUGGAGAGGAGAAAGUGCUGACUCUGACAGAAGUGGAGCGCAUCAAGGCUCUGGCGGCGCAGCUGGUGAAGCUGCUGCGUGCUCAGAAGAACUCCAGCCUUCCUGUCAGCCAGCUGCUCACCGAGUACAGCAAGACCUUCGGAUACGGCCUCCGCCUGCAGGACUACGACGCCAGCUCCCUGCCCGCUCUGCUCACCAAACUCUGCCAUGUUGUCAAGGUGGUGGAUGGCUCUGCGGGUCGGGAGGUCCAGCUCAUCAACAGGAAGUCUCUGCGCUCGCUCACUUCCCAGCUGCUGUCUCUGCUCAUGUCCCAAGAGGAGGAGCAGGUCAGCCGGGGGCUCGGGGUGGAGGAGUUGAGUCAGUACUACCUGACUGCCCACGGAGCCACGCUCAACCCGUGUGAAUACGGCUUCCUCUCCCUCAGCGAGCUGCUCAAGAGCCUGCCUUACUUGGUGGAGUUGUAUAUUGAAGAGCGUGAUGACGCCGACCAAGCCCCCAGUGGUGUUUGUGGUGAGGAGCAGGUGAGGCUGACCCGGCUGUACCAGUUCGCCCGUAACGUCCGCAGCCUGCUCCACACCUACCACUACAACCAGAUCUUCCUCACUGAGUUCCAGGGGGCUUACAACAAAUUCACAGGCCGCAUCCUCGAACCACGCUGCUAUGGAUACAUGGGCAUCGACGAGCUGCUCAGCGCCAUUCCACAGGUGGUCUGGAUCAAAGGGCACGGUCACAAGAGGAUUAUCGUUAUGAAGAACGAUAUGAAAGGCUGCGAUGUAGUGUCAGAGUCGGAGCUGCUGUGUCUGACCCCCCCCCUGGACCUGCUCUGUGGUCCGUUCCCCUCCUGCCUGCCCUCCCCUCAGCUCCACCCAGACCCCGUCCUCCAACAGAUGGACCUCAUUCACUUUGAGGAGAAAACUCCACCACCAGAGAGCGGGGAACCUGCUGCUGUCGCCGACUCUGCAGUCUCCAAACCAGACAGGAAGCCCCCCCUGUCCACGGACAGUCCCGGCAGGAGAGCCACACGCAGCAGAAUCAAACUCGCUGCCAACUUCUCCUUCACGGCAGGCCUCUGAUCCUCUACACACAGCAGUACUCGUUCACACAGUGUAACUCUAAAUCAAAGAGUUGAGCGCCGACACUGAACACACCACACAGACCAGGAGCGUUAGUUCUUAACAGGCUGCUUUCUUCUUAUAUCUCCUCAUCGGCCAUCUUUGUUUUCUUCCGUUUGCUAAUUUCACAAUUGGUUCCGUGAUUGUGAGGGUGUUCGUCAUGCUGUGGCGUUCUUCUUGCAGACUUUCAGCAGUUCUUUUAUUUGCCAAAUGAACCUACUGUAACAUGUUGAUUCCGAGGGAAGUCUAAUUUUCUGUGUGGAUCUAAAGUUCAGCGCCACGUUGUUUCAACUCGCUGGCUUACGAUGAAAACAGUCUAAAUAUGAGUUGCCACUGCAUACAGAGUAUGCGAUAAUGGGAGAAAUGCUAGGGAGAAAUGACUACAUUUUCUAUGUUAAAUCCAACUAAUGUAGUUUUAUAAAAUGACAGAAGAGAUUAUUGGUUCAAGCGGCAUCUCAAGAAACCUUCAUUUAUACAUCCUGGCUGGAUCCCCUAAGACGGAGCAUUUAAUUUAUUCAUUUUUAAACUCCUUUCAAAUGUUGUGACUCUUUGCUUUUUAGGUAACUGUAGACAUGUCAACAAAACGGCUGCUGAGCACCAGCGUACUCUUGGGUAAAGUUUCCAAAUGGGUAGCUUCUCUGAGGUAUCUUCUCGUCUUUGUUAGGUAGCCUCAGGACAGCAUUUUCAGUUCCUUUUUAUAAAUGCAGAGUAUUUAUUAGUCUGGGAGAGUGUUGCCCAAGUGUGUGGUGUAUUUUGAUGACAUUAGUGUUAACUAUUCAGAAUGUGGCUUUCCUUAACGGAAGCCAUCCGAGUUUUUCAUUGAUAUUGCGACUUAAAAUCUCAGGAAUUUUUAUUCUUGUCGUAUUUGACCUUAUUUAUUGCAAAUAUUUUGGCUCUUCUCUGAAAGUCCUCUUCUGAAGACCUGAAAGGGGGGAAAAGUGGCUCUAAUACUCCGGGGGUCCAGAUGUGUGCUGAGGCGGCAGGAACUGAGAUGUAGAACUUUAGCUUUAGCCAGCAGUUUGUGUUCUUUUAGCUGCACUUUGUCUGUGGGGUUUACACCGGAGCAGGUGGUGUGAAAUAUGCAUGGUGUGCAUAAAUGAGUUUAUGCAUGGUGUAAGCCCGGGAGGAGCAGGCGAAUGACAUUUCUUUUACAUCAGACUUUCAUUUCCACCGUGUCUCGGCGAGUCGGUCUCGCCCCCUGCCACAAAACGCUCAAGGUUUCUAGAACCUUGUUGCUGCUAAGUCUGUGGGGACGUGGACUGCCUGAGGAAGAGUUCAGGGGAGCGGAGAGCACUCCAGAGUUUUUGAUUUUUAACGACGAGGUGAUUGGUUGUGAGAUAUUAGAUUGGAGCGGGAGGCGGUGGGCUGUUUUGAGGAGCACCACGGGGGCUCUGGGCAGCCUCCUGAAGAGACGACGUGCACACAGAGGACCCUCUGCGGCUCUCUGGAAUCUGCCGGGCUUUUACAAUGGCUUGUAUUUGCCGCGGUGCCAAAGGAAUCCCCAUCGCCUAUCUCCCCCUCAGGCCCCUGCAUCUCACAUAGUUUUUACUUACCGAUGUGUGUUGGUUUCUCAGUUUUUCCUCAAGUGUUUACAAGACUGCUGGAUGCCCUAUUGCCACCAAAAAUGUCGGCUGCCGUGAAGUGAAGCCCGACCACUGAAGUCUAAAGGUUGUUUGUGUUCGGAGGAAAGGUUAAACAAAAUGGGGAAUAGCCCAUUUAAUCAGUUUCUGUCCAGUUUCAGUGUUCACCUCUUUAGCCAGUGUUAAUAAUUUAGUUUGUCAGACUUAAUUUUGACUUGAAAAGCCUUUUAAAUCUGAGAUUUCCACUUGCUGACUCGCCAAAAUGUCAAACACAAAUGUUUUUAAAUCAGCGCUGGUCGGGAUCUCAACUGCAUUGUUUUACUGACUGUCUGGAAACCUCAUUACAUUACGGAACAAGCAGAUUAGAAUAGUUAAUUAUUUCAAAUUGUUAUUGUCGAAAAGGGGCUGAAAAUGUUCAACGAGAAAUGUCUAGAUUUAAUUAAGCAGCAAGGAUGUAUUACUUUUUAUGACUUUGAGCAAACCCUAGCUCUCCCUCAGUACUGCAGUGGCACCUUUCUCAUGUUAAUAACUUCUGCUUUCCCUUCCUCUCUUUUUGUCACACCAGUGAAACGCUAUUGUACCUGUGAAAAUAUGCACUUUUGCAUAGUUUUGCUUCAUGAAAUACUGUGAAAUUAGCUAUUGGACUGGGAGGAGCUGAAUGUUUUUGUGUCUUACCUUGACUGUAGUAUUCUGUUUUCACGUUGCACUAAAAGAAAAUGUCUCCUUUAUUCAGCAGUGUCCUUAAAACUCCUGCCUUGUGAUUAUUUUGUUUACUCCCCCUCCCCCUCAUUAUACUGCCUCACUGCACCAGAAGUCGCUGUGAAAGUCUAACGUUGUUAUAAAGGGACCAAAAAAAGAUUUCUGUUAAUAAAUUUCACAAGCAUCA